This is a messenger RNA of Cimex lectularius (bed bug), 1928 nucleotides long. RefSeq lists its product as uncharacterized. The coding region runs from base 195 to 1160 and encodes 321 amino acids. Lineage: Eukaryota; Metazoa; Arthropoda; Insecta; Hemiptera; Cimicidae. The record is from RefSeq and is a predicted model, not a curated record. Gene Ontology annotation, molecular function: 8-oxo-dGDP phosphatase activity. The transcript has 8 exons.
GGCUAGUGGGCAUCCCCGUUUCAAAAUCGACGCUUUAUUGAUAAUAAACAGUUCGUUGGAUCGGCCUCGGGCAUCGGCUCAGUUGGAGUUGGAGUUGGAGCGAGUCGGUUUGAGGGUCGCCGGCCGGCCAGGGAAAAGACAUGAGACGAUAGGCACCGGAGGAGGAGGUGACGUGUGAUGACCCCAGGGCCGAUAUGUUCAACUCCAGGAAACCGGACAACCUGGUUCAAAGGCUGCUUCAACUCGCUCAGAAGUUCAACUGUUUCUACUUGGAAGGCCUACAGAAAGGCGAUUAUCGUCCUUUUGUAGUCGGAGGGGAGCAGGUCGGCCUGAUCGGACCCGAUGUGAGCUCAGCUCUCCAAGACCAUCCAAAUGUGUUCCACCUAGACUCACAUGCCGUCUCACUCAACCCAGCGUUUCGCGACUACAAGGAGAGGUCGGCAAGGAUGGCCGAGGUGCUCAACCAGUGGAGGCGGGCGGGUAGGUUCGAGGCCCUGAAUGGCUGGAGGGAUGAAUGUUUUGAGAUAAGGAGGGUCUUCUCAGCAGAGCCCCUGCUUAAAAUGGACAGAUCAGCAACUUGUCUCUUUGGCAUAUGCAAGUACGGCGUGACGAUCACUGGUUUCGUCAAAGACCGUCUUGGAGAAGAGAAAGGCCUCAAGAUCUGGCUCCAGAGGAGGUCGGCGACGAAACAGACAUGGCCUGGAAAGUGGGACAACAUGGUCGCCGGUGGCCUCUCGGUCGGCUACGGCGUCCUCGAGACUGCUCACAAAGAGGCGGCUGAGGAGGCUUCGAUACCACCGAGCCUCCUUAAGAACCUCACGUCGGUCGGAUGUGUUUCGUUUUACUAUGAGUCGGAACGGGGGAUCUUUCCAAACACGGAGUUUGUCUACGACUUAGAACUUCCGCCCGACUUCGUGCCAACAAACAACGAUGGCGAGGUUGACAAAUUCGAGCUGCUGACAGCAAAUGAAUUGGUUGAAAGGCUUUUCUCACCCGACUUCAAGACGACGAGCUGCCCCGUAGUUGUUGACUUUCUAAUAAGGCAUGGCAUCAUCUCACCUGACAACGAUCCGCAUUUCCCGCAGUUGGUCGAGCUCCUGCACGUCCCGCUCCAGUCAAUUUACAAGCCGGUGCCAUUCAAGAAUGGGACAUCGCAAUGAUCUCAGCGUUUAAAGAAGAAGAAAUGUUUGGUGAGGGGGGGAUUUCGAGGGGAUCAAGUAAAAGAGAGAAGACGAAUCUGUUUCGAUCAUUUCUUUUCUUGGUUAGGGGGGCCGAUUACGAGUCCCAUCCCCCGCAUUUUUGACUCAACCAAUUAAUUAUACUUUUAAGCCUACAUUCAGCAUUAGAUAAUCAACUGCGUAUUUGUACGAGACACCGUCGAGUAUUUUUUUAUUAUUAUUGAUGAGUUUUAAUCAAGGAUACGCUGUGAUUUUUACUUUUUUAAACAAGGGGGAUUAAAACAACCGAAUAGUUUGAAAUUAUUAGGACUCCCUCGUAUGCGUUUGAGUUGUUUUUUUAUGUUUUAGCUUUUGAUAGACAUGAGGGAGUCUUCACAUACCAGGACGUCUAGUCAUAAAAAUGAAAAAAAAAUCUAACUUUGUUAUUCCCCUUCUGCGUACUAUGUACUAAUUGUACAACUCAUUUCUUUUUGUCUAUCACUUUUUCUUUUUUGUUUUUAUUGUAUGUAUAUUUAUAGUUAUAUAUAUUUUUUUGCUUUUUGUUCUUUUUUAUUCUAAACUGUAUGUCAAAUGCUAGUCAAAAAAAUACAAUGUAAUAUUUAAAAAAUAAUGAUAAUAAAAACCAGAUGACUUCAUUGUAUCGUUUUUUAAAACAAUAUAAUAAGAAUGUGUAAGUUGUCUGGACAAAAAAAAAGUACAUUUAUGCAUCAGAUAAAUUGUAUUGAAUUGAAUUCAAAUAAAAUAUUUAUA